Messenger RNA from Impatiens glandulifera, 675 nucleotides. RefSeq lists its product as uncharacterized. The coding region runs from base 1 to 675 and encodes 224 amino acids. The transcript has a single exon. The record is from RefSeq and is a predicted model, not a curated record. Lineage: Eukaryota; Viridiplantae; Streptophyta; Magnoliopsida; Ericales; Balsaminaceae.
AUGGCUGCCUGCGGAAGCCUUCAUCCGAUCUUCGACAAUCCAUUGCCGGAAAGUCCCACUACUCCAUGGAAUCAAAACCACCAUCUUACCGAGAUUUUCAGAGACCUUUAUUUCCAAGAAGAAGACAAUAAGAAACCAUCAAAAACCUCUAAAUCAUCUACACCACCAUUGCCCAUUAAUUCCAAACAUAAUCCAUCAACUUCAAGAAGAUACAGUUUUUCCAACAUCUAUGAUCACGAUGAAACAUCCACCAACUUACCAGCUGCGAAACAAGAUGAUCAUGAAGAUGAAGAACAAAGACAAACAGAAUCAAACCACAGGAAGGAAUCGCAGCGUUAUAGAAGAUCGAAGUCUUAUGGAGGAUCAUUCCCUCCGCCGAUUUCCUGCCUUGGGAGGAGCGGAAAACCUGGCAUGUGUUUUAAAUAUUUCAGGAAUGAUGGAAGAUUUAUUCUUAAAGAGGUAAAGAUCCCGAACCAGGAAUUUCUUCAUGUUAAACGGGAAGAUGGUCGUCUUCAAUUGCGGCUUGUACAUUCUGAAUCAGAAGACGAUGAUGAAGAUGAUGACGAUGAUAAUGAUGAUCAUGAGCCUGGGGUAGCGCCGAAAGUGGAAGAUUGUUGCAAUAAUAAGAACCAGGAGGAGGAGGUUGUUGCUGAAGAGAUGAACAAAAUAAAAUGA